GACCUCUUCAUUUCUACAGUUGAAGUUGGUGAGUGGCUGAGUGGUGUGGAUGGCAAGCAUGUUCACUCGAGUGCUCUCCGGACGCAACACGGCUGUGAUCAUGGCUGGCCUGGGUGCAGGUACCCUGGUAUCCAGCUACUUCAUGCCUGAGUCAGGAGUCUCUGCUGGGGAGAAAAAGAAGCUGUACCCACCCAGUGCUGACUACCCAGACCUGCGCAAACACAACAACUGCAUGGCUUCUACCUUGACCCCUGCUAUUUAUGGCCUUCUGAGGGACAAGCUAACCCCCAAUAACUGGAGCCUUGACCAAUGCAUUCAGACUGGAGUGGACAACCCUGGUCAUCCCUUCAUCAAGAAUGUGGGCAUGGUGGCUGGUGAUGAGGAGAACUAUGAGGUGUUUGCUGAAAUCUUUAACCCAGUCAUUAAGGACAGGCACAACGGCUAUGAUCCUACAACCAUGAAGCACCCAACAGAUCUGGACAGCUCAAAGAUCACCUCUGGGAUGUUUGAUGAGAACUAUGUGCUGUCGUCGCGUGUGCGCACAGGCCGCAGUAUUCGUGGGCUCAGUCUGCCACCCGCCUGCCACCCGCCUGCACUAGAAAAAAGACAGUUGACUGGAUUUCCCUGA
Sinocyclocheilus rhinocerous is the source of this 628-nucleotide messenger RNA. RefSeq names its product creatine kinase S-type, mitochondrial-like. NCBI's taxonomy places the organism in Eukaryota, Metazoa, Chordata, Actinopteri, Cypriniformes, Cyprinidae. The record is from RefSeq and is a predicted model, not a curated record. Gene Ontology annotation, cellular component: mitochondrion. Gene Ontology annotation, biological process: phosphocreatine biosynthetic process. The transcript has 5 exons. Bases 50 to 628 code for a protein of 192 amino acids. Gene Ontology annotation, molecular function: creatine kinase activity.